This is a messenger RNA of Mytilus californianus (California mussel), 1494 nucleotides long. RefSeq lists its product as uncharacterized. The record is from RefSeq and is a predicted model, not a curated record. The transcript is spliced from 2 exons. The coding region runs from base 79 to 1353 and encodes 424 amino acids. NCBI's taxonomy places the organism in Eukaryota, Metazoa, Mollusca, Bivalvia, Mytilida, Mytilidae.
UUUGUAUUAAUAGUCCGCUAUAGUGGAUGUCAUCAUUGUGUAUAAGAUUGGAAAUAAAGAUGAACAUAUGUCUCCAUAAUGUUUGUACGAGUUAUUGUACGCAUAGUUCGGUUUAUAUACAAAAUCUUGUGGAUAGUAUUGCUGUUAAUUGCUUUGCUUAAUUUUGGUAUUGUAAUCAAACAUUUGUACAAACCACAGCAGACAGAAACAACAAUGGAAGGCAGUACCUGGUUUCUUGUCCUAUGUACAACCUUAGUGCCUUCCGAAAGGCGAAAUAUCGUGCAUAAUAACACCAUGCAUAACUGGAGAACACUAGGUUCCGAUAUAUUACCCGUGCUUUUUCUAAGUGACGAAUUCAAAAAUGUAAGAGAAACUUUUAUAAGAAACGGAUGGAAAGUUUUCGCGAUUGAGCAUUCUUCUUCAGACGGAACGCCUAUUUUACGUCAUUUCUUUUCAGUCAUACAUCGGAAAUACCAAUCCAAGUACAUUGGUUAUGCAAAUGCUGAUAUUCUCUUUACAUCUGACUUGAGAAGCUCUCUAAAUUUAAUUGACAAGCAAAGACAAGCUAUUCCAAAUGAAAACGUUAUAUUCAUAUCAGGAUGCCGCUUUGACAUUGAAAAUAUUACCUCAAAAGAUAUUUCCUCGUAUGAUAAAAUACUACAGAUAAAAGAAGACUCUAAAAAACACCCGCCCUCAGGACAAGACUAUUUUAUAACAGAUUUCAAUUAUCCCUGGGGAGGGAUACCGGAUGUUGUUGUGGGAAAACACAAAAUUGACAACUGGCUUUUGAUAAAUGCUAUUGAAAAUAGUCACACUGCCAUAGAUGCCUCAGUUGGAAUUACGGCAGUUCACCAAACUGUUGACUUGGGUUCAUGGGAAAGUGGUAAAAUGAAUUCUAAUUCGAGUGAUCAUUUAUACAACGAAAACCUUUUGCAGUCAGCAUUCGGUCCCAUCUAUUUCGCGAGUGGAAAUCUCAAUUGCUUGCCACUUUAUAUGACACAUACUUACGGGAAAAAAGAAAUUGUGCUUAUAGAAAGAACUCUAUAUCCUGAAUACUGUAUGCGACAGCAGGUAUUCAGAGAUUUUAUUGAGAAGGAAAGAAAAAAUGCAGAAAAACAACGUAAAGAACGUGAAAGACGGGAACAAAGCAUGUUUACAAUGUCUAAAAUUAAAACUACUAGAUCGUCAGUUCCCAUUAAACACAUUUAUAUCAAACCAAAGAACAAUGAAGAAAACAAUGAACCAGUCGAACAACGAUUACUUACACCCAAUCCUAAUUAUAAGUGUCGUCUCUGUUUUCUAGAAUUAACGCAAUUACGAGAUAUCAUACAAAAUGUAUGUAAACAGAACUAACUUGUUCCAGCGUAGAAGAAACUGAAGAUGUGAAAAAGAUUAUAAAGAAAAUUAAAAACCAAUUGUUCAGAGAACAAUUGAAGGUCUUUCCACCAGUAAGGAUCUAUUUUGAUAUGAAAAUAUUAAAAUUUUCUUUUUAAA